AUAGUCUUUUAUAACGUUACUCCGUUUAUAUGAUUUAUAUUAAUCUAUUAAUAAUCUCCGUCUUUUAUAAAGGUUUCCGUUUUCGGGUUUUGUAGGAUGAGCGCGUUAACGUCUCGCGCACAGUGAGUGAAGCGUUAGAACGUGAGUGGGCAUGAAUGCUAAUGCUAACGCUAACGCUGACUGGAUGAUAAUAAGGACGAAAUGUUUGGGAACAUUUAAAAAGGAAGUCAUCGCUCUGUUCUCCCAUUACCCGAGGCAUGAGGAUGGAACGCGAGGGAUGAGGACGAGAGCAGCGGAGAGAGAGAGAGAGCGCUCUUGGCGAGAGAAACAAAAGGCCUUUGAUGGGUCUCGCUGUGAAAACCAGCGCCAGCCCUCACGCACGCCACUGAGCGAAUGUUGAUGAGGUGUGUGUGAGAGUGUGUAUGUGUGUGAGUGAGUGACCAUGGCACCGGGAGACACGGUGGCAGAGAAUGGAAAGCAGCACAAGAUCAGGACAAAGUGUGCAUCGCGGUCUCCCGAGGCGGAGUGCGCCGCCGACGGCUCGUUCGUCUUCGAGGCUCACGAAGCCUGGAAGGAGUUUCACAACUCGCUGAGACAGUUCUACGAGAACGGGGAGCUCUGCGACGUCACGCUGAAGGUGGGCACCAAGCUGAUCCCCUGCCACAAGCUGGUGCUGGCCUGUGUGGUGCCGUAUUUCCGUGCCAUGUUUCUCUCUGACAUGGCCGAGGCCAAGCAGGAGCUGAUCGAGAUCCGCGACUUUGACGGCGACGCCAUCCAGGACCUGGUGCGCUUCGCCUACUCGUCACGUCUGACCCUGACCGUAGAGAACGUCCAGCCGCUGCUCUACGCCGCCUGCAUCCUGCAGGUGGAGCUGGUGGCACGGGCCUGCUGCGAAUACAUGAAGGCCCACUUCCACCCGUCCAACUGCCUCGCCGUGCGCACCUUCGCCGAGAGCCACCACCGCGUGGACCUGAUGGACAUGGCCGACCGCUACGCCUGCGAGCACUUCGGCCAGGUGCUGGAGAGCGACGAUUUCACGCACGUCUCGCCGCAGCACCUCAAGACGCUGCUCAGCUCCAGCGACCUAAACAUCCACUCUGAGACGCAGGUGUACGAAGCAGCCGUCAAGUGGCUCAAAGCCAAUCCACAGCACCAUGAGCUCUGGCUCCACCAGAUCAUGUCUCAGGUGCGUCUUCCUCUGCUCCCCGUGGACUUCCUCACAGGCACAGUGGCUAAAGAAGAGAUGAUCAAGUCUCACCUGAGCUGCCGAGACCUGCUGGACGAGGCCAGGAACUACCACCUGCACCUCAGCAACAAGACCGUGCCUAACUUCGAGUACUCGAUCCGCACCACGCCACGCAAACACACAGCGGGUCAGAACGAGCAUGCACGUGUGCUGUUCUGCGUGGGGGGACGUGGAGGUUCUGGAGAUCCGUUCCGCAGCAUCGAGUGCUACUCCAUCAGCAAGAACAGCUGGUUCUUCGGCCCCGAGAUGAACAGCAGGCGCAGACAUGUGGGAGUCAUCUCUGUAGAAGGAAAAGUGUACGCAGUGGGCGGCCAUGAUGGCAGCGAGCAUCUGGGGAACAUGGAGAUGUUCGACCCUCUGACCAACAAGUGGAUGAUGAAGGCCUCCAUGAACACAAAAAGGAGGGGCAUUGCACUGGCCACACUCGGAGGUCCAAUCUACGCUAUAGGAGGUCUGGAUGAUAACUCAUGCUUUAGCGAUGUGGAGCGUUACGAUAUCGAGGCGGACCGCUGGAGCGCCGUCUCCCCCAUGAACACCCCUCGAGGAGGAGUAGGCUCUGUGGCUUUAGGGAGCUACGUGUACGCCGUGGGAGGGAACGACGGCGUGGCCUCCCUGUCCAGCGUCGAGCGCUUUGACCCACACCUUAACAAAUGGAGCGACGUCCGAGAGAUGGGGCAGAGGCGCGCAGGAAACGGAGUGAGCGAACUGAACGGCUGCCUCUAUGUCGUAGGUGGGUUUGAUGAUAACUCUCCGCUGAGUUCAGUGGAACGCUUCGAUCCCAGGACCAACAGCUGGGAGUACGUCGCCGAGCUCACCACACCCAGGGGCGGAGUCGGUGUUGCUACGGUGAUGGGGCGGGUCUUCGCUGUGGGCGGGCACAACGGGAACAUCUACCUGAACACGGUGGAGGCGUUUGAGCCGCGCAUGAACAGGUGGGAGUUGGUGGGCUCAGUGUCUCACUGCAGGGCUGGAGCGGGCGUGGCCGUCUGCGCCACACACAUCAGUCAGAUUCGAGACGUGGGUCAGGGUUCAAGCAACGUGGUUGACUGCAUGUAGUGUCCCUGUUAGAAUAUGGAUACUACACACACACACACACACACACACACACACACACACACACACACACACAGCAGCACAACUCUACUAAACACCACAGACACACACACAGCAGCACAACUCUACUAAACACCACAGACACACACACAGAGCAGCACAACUCUACUAAACCCCAAACACACUCCACAUAGAACAUUCUCUGCAUCUAUGCACACUUUUUAAAUACUUCACACACACACACACACAAACGUUGUCUCAACACUUCUACACACCUUACACAGUUAAACACACAGAUACACACACACACUCCGCAGCAGCAGAACAAUUUCCUCCGGACUCUCCUCGUAUCUCUGUCUGAAAUCUCCCUGGUAUCAGUUCUCAGUUUGGUGUAAAGACGAGGAAGAUUCUGUAUUACUCUGCUAGCGUGCACUACACAAUCUAGAUCGAUAUUUAUUUAAUUUCAUGCAAGAUUCUUGUGCGGAAUUGUGUUAUCGUGUCACAGUAAUGGCUGCCUUUGGUUAGAAACAGUUAACUAACAAGCAUAAUCCUGAUAAUAGUUCUCAGUCUAACCAGCGGUGAUCUUUGUGGAAAACUCUACUUCAUCUUAACCACACGUUAAAGAAAACAAACCAAGUAGACACGAUCGAGCUAGCUAAGCCGAUGACGCUGACGGCCGGGUCAUCUCAGUCACCCGACUUACAGAAGGAGGACCUACAGAAGGAGCAGUUUUAUUACACUGAGGAAAUGCAGUCCAUAUCUGUACAUGGGUUUUAUUGUGCACUAUGUUUAUAGACUAGAAACAGUAUAUUUUUGUCUGAAAGAUGAACUGACCAGAAGACAUUUCAAAAGAAGAGUGACGUUUCUGCUUUUUAUCAGCAAACGGUGUGAAAAAGGAAUUUUUCUGGUUUAUCCGUAUCGUUGUUGUUUUUGUUAAUGCUUUGUAUUUUUGGAAUGAGUUUAUAUCUAUUUAUUUAUAUAUAUAUAUAUAUAUAUGCUAAUGUUUUUUUGAGUUUAUCUAUCAAAUUAUGCUGUUACAUUGAAGAGUUCUUGUAUCUGAGGAAUUUUUUUAAAUGUGCUUUUUAAUUGUAUAGUGUAUUUAUCCUCUUUGUCAUCACGCAUCAUAUCUGCCAUUUGCAAGUUUGCCGUGCAUCAGUUUUUUAAUUUAUUGUCAAGUAUUUAAAGCACAGAGAAUCCUAGCCGUAUGAGGUCGUUUACAAACGAGCGCCCGACUCGUACAAUUCUGGUUUUCAGAAGCAGGAACUUUUGUAUAUGAAUUUGAAGAAAUCGUGACUGAUGUGUAAACAGAGUCUGAACUUCCCAAACCAGUUCCUGAAGCUCCCUCUGCCUUUAUUCUGUCCUUUUCCACCUUGCUAAAAAAGAGUAGUUUAUGGAGACCCUGAAAUCUAGAAUUAUUGUUAUUGUUAUUGUUUUGUGAUUUCUUAGCACCUGUUUUAAAAUGAGAGCUACUGUACUGUAUUCAUCUGUCAGUUUGUAUUAUUCAAAUAAAAGAUAUAAGGAAUAUUGUAAUGAAAUAAAAUUCUUCUGCAUCCUGUU
This is a messenger RNA of Hemibagrus wyckioides, 3856 nucleotides long. RefSeq names its product kelch-like family member 8 (gene klhl8). The transcript has 11 exons. Lineage: Eukaryota; Metazoa; Chordata; Actinopteri; Siluriformes; Bagridae. The record is from RefSeq and is a predicted model, not a curated record. The coding region runs from base 443 to 2302 and encodes 619 amino acids. Gene Ontology annotation, molecular function: protein binding.